AUGGCCGAUAUCACCCCACCCGAUCCAAUUGACGAGGAGUCGUCCGGCGCUGUGCCACUCGAGAGUCGUCCUAAGGAGAAGCGCCGCCAGAGACUUCUUCAAGGCAUUCAGCGCAUGUCUUCCUCUCCUUCGUUACAACAAAUCGGUCGUGCUCGGUCUUCAAGCUCCCCGUACGGCAUGCGAGGUAGUUUAUCAUGCGCGAGUCUCGCAGCGACGCCUGCUUUCGGACAAUCCACUUCUGGCAGCGUUACACCGGGCUAUUUCUCGAAUGCCCAGUCUUCCAUACCCGGCAGCCCGGCGGCUGAGCACACUGGGUUUGAUGGCAUUGAAACUCGUAUAGCACGGAAAGUUCCUAAUGUUUCUACGACGCAAUUAAAUCCAACUACCGUCUCUCUACCCGCUGAUGUCGCGGCUACGAGGUCCAGAUCCGGCACGGUUCGAAAACUCCCCUUUGACUUCUGGGCUAGAAUGCCUGACGAGAUUCGACUUCACAUUUUCUCCUACCUCCGGCCGAAAGAACUCAUUCGUAUUUCGCGUAUAAGCAAAGAAUUCCAAAAGUUCUGUUUUGAUGGUCAAUUAUGGACUCAUUUCGAUGCUACCGAGUUCUAUAUGGAAAUACCUGCAGAGGCUCUAGCCAAGAUCAUUCUUGCGGCUGGUCCUUUUGUGAAAGACCUCAAUAUCCGCGGGUGUCUCCAAAUUGAGCAUUAUAAGCGAGCCGAGGUCAUUGUCACGGCCUGCAAGAAUUUGAUCAACGCAACUUUAGAGGGGUGUCGAAACUUUCAACGGACUACUUUACACAAUCUCAUCAAGUCUAACGAGGGGCUUGCCAACUUGAACCUUACAAGUAUGACAGCGGUAACAAAUAGCACAUGCAAGAUCAUUUCCCAACAUUGCCCCCAGCUUGAAACUCUCAAUGUCUCGUGGUGCAAGUACAUGGAUGCUCGUGGGGUCAAGAUGGUAGUUCUAGGGUGUCCAAGGCUACGAGAAUUAAGAGCUGGAGAAAUUAAAGGUUUUAACAGCAUUGGGGUAGCAGAGGCUAUAUUCACAACGAAUAAGCUCGAGCGGUUAGUGUUAAGUGGUUGUGUGGACCUUGACGACGAAGCGUUCAAAACUAUGAUCCAUGGUACUGAACCCGAAAUCGAUAUCUUAACAGAUCGACCGGUAGUUCCACCGAGGAAGCUUCGACAUCUAGACCUAAGCCGGUGCUCACAGCUGACUAGUCAAGCUGUAGGUGUAUUGGGUCACCUCGUUCCUGACCUGCAAGGUUUACAAUUAAGCGGGUGUACCUCGUUAACCGACGCGGCUCUGCAGCCGAUUCUUGCCUCGACUCCUCGUCUUACCCACCUGGAAUUAGAGGAACUAUCGGAAUUGUCCAACGAUUUCCUCUCUGAGCACUUGGCCAAAGCCCCGUGCGCUCCUAAGCUUAAGCAUCUUUCCGUAAGCUACUGCGAACAUCUCAGUGACAUCGGUAUGCUGCCCGUUAUGAAAAAUUGCGUUAGCCUGGAGAGCGUGGAUAUGGAUAACACGCGAAUCGGCGAUCUGGUUCUCACAGAAGCUGCGGCUAUGGUUAGAUCUCGGUCAGCUAGGACACCUCUAUCUGCUUCACGUCCCCAUAUUGGUCUCAGGCUCGUUGUAUAUGAUUGCCAAAUGGUGACGUGGACUGGUGUCCGAGAGAUCUUAUCUUGGAACGCCGAAAUCCGACGACCUUCCGAGAGGUCGACUACAUAUCCCACUGAGAUCAUAGGCCUCAAAUGUUUCUACGGGUGGCAGCAGACAGUAGAGCAGCACACGCAGCGAGUGCUGAAAGGCGAUUUUGCUGCCGCUGCGAGACUAGAGAGGAAGUGGGCAGAUUACAUGCAAGCUGUUGAGGAAGCAGGGGCUGGGGGCGCAGGCUCCCGGCGGCGCCGACGUCGCGCCCGGGCCGCUCAGAUGCUUCACGCUGAUGAGGAAGGAGGACCUGCUGCAGGUCGCCGCCGGGCACGAACCGUAGCGGCCAAUUGCGUUGUCAUGUGA
Daldinia childiae is the source of this 2013-nucleotide messenger RNA. Its product is annotated as F-box/LRR-repeat protein 2. The record is from RefSeq and is a predicted model, not a curated record. Gene Ontology annotation, molecular function: protein binding. The coding region runs from base 1 to 2013 and encodes 670 amino acids. Gene Ontology annotation, biological process: SCF-dependent proteasomal ubiquitin-dependent protein catabolic process. Gene Ontology annotation, cellular component: SCF ubiquitin ligase complex. The transcript has a single exon. Lineage: Eukaryota; Fungi; Ascomycota; Sordariomycetes; Xylariales; Hypoxylaceae.